Molecule: messenger RNA, 1005 nt
Organism: Pseudomassariella vexata
Lineage: Eukaryota; Fungi; Ascomycota; Sordariomycetes; Amphisphaeriales; Pseudomassariaceae
Product: family 25 glycosyltransferase
Exons: 2
Coding region: 1-1005 (334 amino acids)
Source: RefSeq, a predicted model, not a curated record
AUGCCCUUGAUCGCAGAGUCACAGAUUCCCACUAUCAGCAUUACUAACCGAGUUACCCAGUUUGAAAAAGUAUUCGUCAUCGGGCUGCCUGAACGGACCGACAAGCGAGAUGCUCUCGUCCUCAUGGCUUCUCUGACGGGAAUAAAACUUACGUGGCUGGAUGGCGUGAAAGGUAGCGACGUGACGAACAAGGCCCUGCCUUUGGGCUGGGAUCCCACCAAGAUGCCAGAAAACAACCUGGGCUCUUGGCGCGGCCACACCAACGCCAUCCGCCAGAUCCUCUCCGCCGACCUUUCUUCCGCCCUGAUCAUGGAAGACGACAUGGACUGGGACGUGCACCUCAAGCCCCAACUCUCGCUCUUCGCCUCGGCCGCCAAAAAAAUACAAACCCAACCAGCAGACAACCUUUUCUCGCAGUUGCCCAGCCCUCUCGCGGCUCCAAGCCCCUACGGUCAGAACUGGGACAUGCUCUGGCUCGGGUCCUGCGCUACUACCUUCGACGAGCACCUGCCGCCGGACCUGCAGAUUCCGGCCCAAGAAAGAGAUGGCCGCAAGAUCCUCAUUUUAGAUGACGAGACGGUGCCGUCUUGGAACCACAUCAAGGGGAACCUGUCGUUCGGGUGGGAGGAGUACCCGCCGCAGACACGUAUUGUGCAUGUGCCGGGGGACAACAUCUGCAGCUUCGCGUACGCCUUGAGUGCUUCAGGUGCAAGAAAAGCGUUGGAGUACCUUGGACUCGAGGGGCAGCACAAAGCGUUUGAUAAUCAUUUGAGUGAUUUGUGCCGGGUGCGGGCGAAUGGGAUGCGGUGUGUGGGUGUGGUGCCGAGCCUGUUCGUGCAUCAUCGGCCGCGGGGAAGGGUGGAUGGCGAUUCGGAUAUCAAUGUGGGUGGUGGCAAUGGAGAGAUUAGGGAGGUGGGCAUGACUGAAAAUAUUUUGUAUAGCACACGGCUUAAUUUGGGGAAUCUGCUCAGGGGGUUUCAACCUGAGAGGCAGUGGCCGGAUUGA